This is a messenger RNA of Corapipo altera (White-ruffed manakin), 776 nucleotides long. RefSeq names its product hydrocephalus-inducing protein homolog. Gene Ontology annotation, cellular component: axoneme. The annotation marks the transcript as partial. The record is from RefSeq and is a predicted model, not a curated record. The transcript has 4 exons. Gene Ontology annotation, biological process: cilium movement; axonemal central apparatus assembly. Lineage: Eukaryota; Metazoa; Chordata; Aves; Passeriformes; Pipridae.
UACCUUCCCCACCUACAUUCAAACCCCAACUACAAAUGGCCAGGUUCGGCUAUGUUGAGUGUGGGCGUUAUUCAAGGAGGUACUUCAGGCCUGGAAGUGUGCAGGAGCCAGCCAAAGCCCCGGAAGCAGCACAGGACUCUUCCCAACAAUCAUCACAUUCAGCAAACUGCCUGGAAACAGAACAGAAUUCUUCCGAAGAGUCAUCAGAUUCAGAGGACUCCCUGGAAACAGAAUGGGAUUCUCCUGAACAGUCACCAGAUCCAGAGAACUCUCUGGAAACAAAGCAGGACUCUUCCCAAAAGUCAUCAGAGGCCUCCCCAGAAGCAAAGGUGCCACCAUCCACUGCUGCAGGGCCUCGGAGCUCAGUGGAGACGAAGGGGUCUGGACAGUCGGCGGAGGCAAAGGCCCCUGGCUUCAGAGCGGAGGAGGUUUUCGAUGUCCAGCCGGUGUCCGGUGUGCUGCAGCCGGGCAAGAGCCAGCAGGUACCCUUCACCUUCUUUGGCCAUGCCAACAUCAUCACCCGUGUCACAGCGCUGUGCCGGGUGGAGGGAGGCCCGACCUACGAGGUGGAGCUGAGGGGGGAGACUUCGGUCCUCACCUACCACCUGAGCGACAAGGAGAUUGACUGCGGGCUGCAGCUCUUUAAUGAAGUCACCAGAGCCGAGGUCACCCUGCGGAACAACGGGAAGGUUGGAUUCACCUACGUGGUACAGAGCCCCAGCUCUGGCACUGCAAAGAACCCUCUGCCUGGUGUGCUCGUGGUCCUGCCCAACACA